This is a messenger RNA of Eucalyptus grandis, 249 nucleotides long. RefSeq lists its product as uncharacterized. The record is from RefSeq and is a predicted model, not a curated record. Lineage: Eukaryota; Viridiplantae; Streptophyta; Magnoliopsida; Myrtales; Myrtaceae. Bases 1 to 249 code for a protein of 82 amino acids. The transcript has a single exon.
AUGAUGAGUUCUAGUGGCAGCGAGCAAAUGAUUCGAUCUCCUGUGAAGGGAGGAGAAAAUAAAGCAUCAUUAGAAGGGCUUCCCUUGGAAAGCAGUCCCUAUGUGAAGUACACGGAUUUGAAGGACUACAAGAACAUAGCUUACGGCACCCAAGGCCACCUCGAGCCCAAGCCCGGCCAUGGUGGCGGCACUGACGCUCCCACACUCUUUGGGAGUGGCCUCUCCAGCAACCAACAUGUCGGGAGUUGA